UAAGUGAAUGUAGUGAAACAGAACGCGACGACAAGCGCAACCAUAUAAUUUAACUUUGACAUAGCACUGUAUCGACAAAUCCUCGUCAACCCAGUUAUCUAUAAUUACCAUAUAUGCGAGGUACAUGUCACUUUGCGGCUAACAGGGCCGCAGUUCUGCACGAUGCCACGUUGAGGCCUGGAAAUGGUUUGCAAAAGCCCCCAGCACUUUGGCUGAGAGCGCCCCAGCAUGGACGCAACAGGGCGGCCGCGCACUCUGCGGCCGGGGCGUCGGUGCCCGGCGCCGCCCUUCCUGACGCCGCUGGCCCCGAACGGGCUGCGCGCCUGGAGGCGCCCCUCUCCGCUCGCCUUGCCACCUGCGCCGCCGACCUCGCGUCUGUGCAUGCGCUACUCCUCGAGCAGGCGGGGCGCGCCGGCCUCGAGCCCCCCACAUCCUCCGCCGCUUUCGGAGCCGGCACCACCCGCGCCGUGGGCGCCUGGACCGGCCCCGCUGACGUGGUAGCGGCCUUCUCCGCGCUCGCCGCCGCAUGGCGCUCCAGCCCGCAGGGCCCAGUGGACGCAGCCACCCUGGCGGACGCGUUGCAGCACGCCUACGCGCUGCUGAGGGCUCACCAGGGGGCGCUCUCGCCGCGCGAGACGGCGGCGGUGAUCGUGUCGCUGGGCGCUCUGCGCUCCGCCUCGCCCGAGGUGCUGCGCCAGCUGGCAGAGGCGCUGGGCCGGCCGCCGCCCAGCGCCUCGCCCGCCGCCUCGCCCGCCUCCUCGCCGUCCGCAUCCGGCUAUGCAACGCCUGUAGGCGGUGCGCCCGCGGCCGCGGCAGCGGACCCGGCGGUUACCGGCAAGGCCGCGGCAGGCGCAGCUGCCGCCGCAGGCGCGGCUGCGGUAGGCGCGGCGGCCCAGCACCCGGGGGCGGCUACUCAGCCUGCUGCUGCCGGCACGCCAGGGCUGCUGCGGCUGCCGAGUGCUGAGCUGGCGGAGGUGGUGGGCGCGCUGGCGGCGUUCAACGUGCGGCCGGGCGACGCCUGGCUGGGGCAGUGCAUGGGGCAGCUGCAGCUGGGCCUGACCAGCCUGAGCGGGCCUCAGCUGGUGGCUCUUCUAUGGGGUCUGGUGCAGCUGGGGGUGCGGCCCACCACCCCGUGGCUGGCGCUCUACGAGGAGGCGAUAAGCGCCCGCCUGGACGGCGAGGAGCGGCGGGAGGCACGGGGCGCAGCAGCCCAGGGGGCGGAGCAGCCGCUGCAACCGCAGCAGGAGGAGGGCAUGGGUAGCGAGGAGCUGGUGAGGGUGCUCGGCGCGGUGGCGGAGGUGGGGUUCCAGCCGGGGCCGCGCUGCCGCGAGCUGCUGCUGGCGGCGGCGGGGCGGCGGCUGGCUGGCGGCCAGCUACAGCCGCAUCAGCUGGCAGGGCUCGCGUGGGCGGUGACGCGGCUGCGGUGGCGCGUGGGGCCGGCCUGGGGUGGGCAGUUCGUGGCGUUGUCUGAGGCGCUCAUGCCGCAGCUCAAGCCGGCUGACCUGCCUCCCGUGGUCGCCUUCCUGGCGGCAUACCAACAACAGCAGCAGCAGCAGCAGGCUGUGCUACAGCCGGGCCAGCAGCAGCAGCAGGAGCAGCAGGCGGGGCUGCUACAGCCGAAGCCGCUGCCGGGCUCCUGGACCCGGCGCUGCCUGGAGUCCAGCUUUGCCAGCCUGCCGCAGACCAGCCCGCGUGCGCUGCCGGACCUGCUGCUGCACCUCCAGGCGCUGCAGCCGGCACUGCUGCGCGCUGCUGCCGCGCGCAUCUCUAGCACCCAAAGCAGCAGCAGCGCCGCCCACAGCGGCAGCAGCCAUACGCCUGGUGCGGAUUCGGGUGCGGGUGCGGGUACGGGUGCGGGUGCGGGUGCCGGUGCGGGGGCGGUGGAUGAGGAGCUGGUGGAGCUGGCGGCGGCCUGGCUGCGGCGCUACCUGGCGCAGUGCGGCGACAAGCUGGCGCGCUUCACGGCGGGCGGCCUGGCGCGCAUGAUGCUGGCGGUGGCGCGUGCGGGCGUGCGGCCGGAGGCGGCGUGGCUGGAGGCGACGUGUGCCGCUCUGGCGUCCAAACACGACGUGUUGGCCCCAGAUGACCUUGCGGACGCCGUCAUAGCCCUCGCCACUCUCCGGCGCCACAGCACCGCCACGCCCCCGCCGCCGCCACCGCCGUGUCCGCCCAGCUCCUCCUCUUCAUCUUCCAUCGCAGCCGCCCCCAUCACUGCUUCUGCCUCUCCUUCGUCCGCUGCUGCGACGCCCGCGCCCGGCGCCGGCGCCGGCACCUUGGCCGCUGCUGCGGCCACUGCAGCAGCACGCAGCGCCGCCCGCGCGCGGCAGCGGCUGCUGGCGGUGCUGCUGUCUGGUAGCGCUACCAAGUUGUCACUGCUGCGCAACGAGCAGCUGGUAGGAAUGGCGGCGGCUCUGGCGGAGAUGGACGUGCGGCCACACGCCGGCUGGCUGACGGCGCUUCUGGAGGAGACCCAGAACCGCCUCGCGGCGGCGGCAACGGCAGCAACAGCAGCAACAGCAGCGGCAGCUGGUCCUGCCUCGGAUGCAGCAGCUGCAGACACCGCCGCCACUGGGCCUGUGGCGGCUGGUGCUCGCGGCGAGGCCGGGGAGGCGACGUCCGCCACGUCAACAUCCUCGGCGCCGGCGGCGGUGGCGACGGCGUCACCAGCGCACCUGCCGCCGCGGCUGCUGACGCAGCUGCUUGUGGCCAUUGCCAAGAUGGAUGCGGGGCUACCGCCUGCGGCCUGGCUGCGUGCGUACAUGAAGGCUGUGGAGUCGCAGCUAGGAGCCUACGACUCAGAGGCUCUGGGCGGCCUGGUGUGGGCGCUGGUGGUGUUGGGGCUGCAGGCGCCACCGACCUGGAUGGAAGCGGUGAUGGCGAGGGCGCGUGUGUGCCUGGAGGCCGAGGCGCCAGCAGGCGCCAGCCGCGUCGGCGGCGCCGGCUCAUCCGCGGUGGUCUCGCUGCGCGAGCUGUUGCAGGCGCCGGGGGGUGAUGGCAUGGGGCCCAGUGGAGCAGCCAAUGCGGGUGCGGGUGCGGGUGCGGUGGUGGGCUGGGACGGCUACUCGCGCGCUGCGACGCAGGGGCUGUUGGCUGCCAUUGUGGAGGGGGCCGCAGUCGGGUCUGAUGCCGCGCUGGGCUGGCCCCAGCAGUCACAGCCGCCGCAGAAGCCGCAACCGCGGCAGCAGCGGCCGCAACGGCGCCCGGAGCAGCCUGCAACAGACACACGGCCCGAGGGGGGAGCGUCGGGGCAGGCGGCGCAGCAGCAGGGCCGGCGGCAGGGGGCUGAGGGCCGGCGGCAGGCUUAUGGCUACCUGUCGGGGCCUUACAAGCGGCGCUCUGCCGCCGGCGCGGGGCAGCACAGGCGCCGGGCUGGGGCUGGGGGCGGAGAGGCAGGGGCAGGGGAUGCGGCGGCCCCUGCGGCCGUGCCUUCUUGAAGCGUGGUGGGGCAUCGGAAGGCGGCUGUCAGAGGGUGUUUGUCAAAUGGGACGGCACUGAGGCGACCGACACAGUUCCGCGGCGGCACACGCUGUUGGCUGCGGUACAGAUGCAGUGCCCUGGCGCCGUAGCGAGAGCCAAGCGGCAACUGUACGCCAGUGAUGGAUCUUUAUAUUGUACCCGGGCUGUAGUGAUUCAGUUUAAAGAACUCGU
Chlamydomonas reinhardtii is the source of this 3648-nucleotide messenger RNA. RefSeq lists its product as uncharacterized. The coding region runs from base 114 to 3434 and encodes 1106 amino acids. The record is from RefSeq and is a predicted model, not a curated record. Lineage: Eukaryota; Viridiplantae; Chlorophyta; Chlorophyceae; Chlamydomonadales; Chlamydomonadaceae. The transcript has 4 exons.